CGGGGUCGGAUGCGGACACCCCGAUACGAUCGAUCCGUUUCCAGGCCUACCCACGCCCAACAAGACUUGAGCACCCUUCUCUCUCCCCUGGGGCCCGUCUUUUCUUCUUCAAAGGUGUGGAAGUGGGUUUCCUUGCGCGUCGGAAUUAAUCUGCCGUUCACUGCCCCCUUCUCUCUCGCGUCCUUCGAACGAGAAACCCUUCUCUUCCCUCCCGUCCCGAUCUCCUCCUCCAGCCUCCGAAACCCUAAAAUCCUCCGCGGAUUGACCGCGCACCCAGGCCAUCCGACCGGAUCCUCGUCAAGUUGUGCGGCUCUGGAAUGCUAAUCGAAGACGAUUGAGCGCGGAGAUCGAAGGCUUAAUGGACGAUCCGAGCUCCGCUGACAUAUCGAAUGACAUUGUAAUAGAAGUACCAGUAGAUGAGCAUGACAUAUCGAAUGACAUUGUAAUAGAAGUACCAGUAGAUGAUGGUGAUGAUGAUGGUGGUACUGAGGUGACUGGAAAGCCACCUGAAGAUGGAGAACCAUUGAAGGGCAUACCGAGUGACUGUGGUAAAGACUCAUCUGAGAACAAAGAAGUAAUCAUUGCUGAGGAUAACACUGAUGAUAAUGAGAAAGAGGUGCAAAUUGAGCUUGAUGAGGAUAGUAAAGUAGUCCAAGGGGAUGAUUUAACACCUAGGCUGGGGAUGACCUUUAAAACUAGAGAGGAAGUUUGCAACUUCUAUAAAGCAUAUGCUAUGGCUGUUGGCUUUGGAGUAGCUGUGCAGAAGACAUCAUUUGCAACAUCUGGACAGUGUAGGCGGGUAAUUAUUGCUUGCUCUAAGGUGGGCAAGGGCAAAACCGAUGCUUGCUAUAAAGCCAGACAGUCGGCAAAAACAGAUUGUCAGGCUAAGAUUGUGGCAAAAGCUGCAGGGGAUGGGUUACUUCAUCUGGUGGAAGUUAAUAACGAACACAACCAUCCAGUUAACCCGUCAACAGCACGGUUCCUGAACUGUUAUAAGAAGAUGGCUGGCUCAAGGAAACAGGAAUCUGUCGGACAAUCUAAUGGACAGGGGAGUUCUCGACCUGAUGAGAUUGAAUGUGAGGACUCUACUAAAAUAGGGCGAUUGAAGCUUGCUAAAGGAGAUGACGAGGCUGUUUAUCAAUUCUUUGCAAAUAUGCAGAAUAAAGAUCCAAACUUCUUUUAUUUGGUUGAUUUGAAUGAUCAUGGUUGCUUGAGAAGUUUGUUCUGGGCUGAUGGUAGGUGUAGGACAGCAUAUCAGUAUUUUGGCGAUGUGGUGUCCGUCGAUACGACCUUAUUGACUGAAAAAUAUGAUUUGCCUCUCGUUUUAUUUGUGGGUAUGAACCAUCACGGCCAGUUAGUGUUGUUGGGAUGUAGUUUGAUCUCUAAUGAAACAGUCCAGACUUAUACUUGGUUAUUUAAGGCAUUCCAAACAUGUAUGUUAGGGAUCUGUCCAAAUUCUAUUGUUACUGACUAUUCCAAGGCCAUUCAAGGUGCUGUUCUGGAUGUAUUUUCAGGAGCUAGACAUCGGUUGUGUUUGUCCAGUAUCAUGAAAAAAGUUCCAGGGAAACUGAAAGGACAUCCUGAUUUCAAAGCAAUUAAAAGGGCACUGAAGAAAGCAGCAUUUGAUUCCUUGAAGGUUGAUGAGUUUGAAAAAUGUUGGAUGAAAAUGAUUGUGGAUCAUGGGCUUGAAAACAAUGACUGGCUUGCUUCAUUAUAUGAGAACAGGCAUAUGUGGGUGCCAGCUUUUCUUAAGAACACGUUCUGGGCUGGAAUGUCUGUCUCCCAACGUGGUGAGACUAUAAGUACCUAUCUUAAUGGGCAUGUCUAUCCAAAGACUUCUCUGAAGCAAUUUUUCAGCAAAUAUGAUAUGAUAUUGCAAAGCAAAUACAAAAAGGAAGCAGAAGCAGAUUCAGAGUCUCACAAGACUCCGCUUCUGAUUUCAAAAUUUUACAUGGAAGAACAGCUAUCAAAACUGUACACUUUUAAUAUGUUCAAAAAGUUCCAGGAGGAGCUGAAAGCUACUAUGUAUUGUGAUGUUUUGCUAAUCCAGAUGGAUGGGCCACUUAUUAACUUCCAAGUCAAAGAGUGUUCAUUUAUUGAAGAUGGUAAAGCAACAGAAAAUAAGGAUCAUGAGGUUCUUUACAAUACAGACAAACAUGAGAUUCAAUGUAUUUGUGGUUCUUUUGAGUUCUGUGGCAUCCUAUGUAGGCAUGCUUUGUCCAUAUUUAAGUUUCAGCAGAUCUUUGAGAUUCCAUCUCAUUACAUUCUUGGUCGCUGGAAAAAAGAUUACAAGCGAUUGCAUGCUGUUGACCGUUCCUUGAAUGAUAUGCAAGUUGAUAAUGUUGUGGAGCGCUACGAUUAUCUAACUAUGCGAUGCCUUCAUCUUGCUGAGUUGGGAUUCAUAUCAGAUGAUAGGUACCAAGUCGCUUUAAAGUUACUAAAAGAGGUGGAGAAAUCUCUUUUAGAUGAUGGUAUAUGCAGAGAUAGGCAACCCAGGCUUCUCUCUUUUGGAAUGAAUUCCAAUGAAAAUGUUCAAAAUCUUUUGUUAGCACAGCUCGGAACAUCUGGGGGUAACAAGAAUUCCAAUUCUUUGCAAGUCAAACGCAGAGGUCGGCCACCGAAAAAGGCAAAAGAGCCUAAUAUGGAAAUGUUAGCUCGGCCGAAUAAGGAACAGGAUUUUCUGAGAUCAUCAUUGGUCGGCAAUGAAGGCAAUAUACUUCAUUCUAAUCCAACUCCUUCUCAUCUUAAUACACAGAGGAUUGAUCUAAUGGAAGAUAUCACCACAGAUGACUUGUCAUUUGGUAGUCACUUUGGCAUGCAUGUAAAUCAUCACAUUGGCAAUCAGCCAAGGACGCAAACACAUAAUUUGUUGCAGGAUCAGUAUGACCAUCAAACAAUUGGGAAUCCAAGGAUGCAGUGGAUUUAUCAACAAAUCUUACAAGAUGAUCAAAUACCGAAAGCACCUUCCGGUCGAAGGACUGGGUAGAGAUAGAGGAGCUACAGAAGAGCCUUGGGUUGAAGGCUGACAGUCAGAUUGAAAUGGCGCGGCAAUUGACAAUAGUGAUUACAUAAAACCAUCAAAUCUCUGACAUCGCUGGAAUAUAUGGCUUCUUUCUCUGUUAGUGAUUGCCAUGGUUGACACAUUGAAGUCCAGCUUGAGGGAUCUCAUAUUAUCCCAGCACUUUAUGGUCAGAAGAAGAUGUAGUUGGAGGCUGAUAUCUAGAACUAGAAUGGUGGAUAUCGUGAAGCUGUGCAAGCAUUUCCACCUAUGAACUUAGUUUAUGCAACCUCCCCUUGUAUUUUCCUAACUAGUUAGGAAACCAUGAUGCUAUCUUCUUGUAUAACGUUGUUUAUGUGUUUUUUGUUAGAAAUGGUUGUCACUAAUGUACAUAUCAAGAAUUUACAAGAGCAUAGUCUGAUGAUGUUGAUAUCCA
Messenger RNA from Musa acuminata AAA Group (dessert banana), 3434 nucleotides. Its product is annotated as protein FAR1-RELATED SEQUENCE 6-like. Lineage: Eukaryota; Viridiplantae; Streptophyta; Magnoliopsida; Zingiberales; Musaceae. The record is from RefSeq and is a predicted model, not a curated record. The coding region runs from base 359 to 2986 and encodes 875 amino acids. Gene Ontology annotation, biological process: regulation of DNA-templated transcription. Gene Ontology annotation, molecular function: zinc ion binding. The transcript has 9 exons.